GUCACUUCAUAUUGUGUCACGCCCACCAAUCAAACAUGGCUGCCGCUUUCCUGAGGGUCGCUCGUUCUUCUCGAGUAUUAUGGGGAGCUCGAGCGGGUCCUUCUAUCUACAAAGCCUAUGCCAGUAGCAGCAGCAGUACCUCCUCCUCUUUUUUCUCUACUAAUACUCUCAUAACGUUAGCUGGGGUGACUGUUGCUGGAGUCGGUGCAUACGGUUUUUAUCAGAAUUCAAAACCCUCUCCUUAUGUAGGCUCCAGUGGUAUGCAGUAUACCAAAGCCACUGAGUAUCAGAAGGAAGGGGCUACUCAUCCUGAGGCUGAAGCUGAAAAGAAUUUAGAAAGUGCACAGGAAACUUCAACUCCUCCUGCUCCUGCUUCUUCUCCUGCUCCUCCUCCUCCUGCUGAUAUACCAGAUUUUGCUCCUUAUGUCCUGAUUGGUGCUGGCACUACAUCAUUUGCUGCUGCUAAGGCUAUUAGAGAAAAAGAUCCAACGGCCAAAGUACUCAUAAUUGGUAAUGAGGACUAUACCCCAUACAGUCGUCCUCCAUUGUCAAAGCAGCUCUGGCUCUAUGAGGAUCACGAAGCAGCAAAGAACUUGAAAUUCACAGCAUCUUGGAGCGGAGGGAAAGUUGUAGAUGUUUUCUAUAAAGCUGACUUCUGUUCUCCUAAGGAUCUUCCUAAUUUGGAAGGUGGUGGCAUAGCAGUGGUCACUGGAAGGAAGGUUACAUCUCUUGAUACAAGAAAGAAGAAGAUACGUUUGGACAAUGGAUCUGAAGUUUCAUUCAACAAAUGUCUCUUAGCAACUGGCGGUACACCUAAGACACUUCCUGUCUUUCAAGGGAAGGGACCUUUCUCAACAUUCAGAGCCAUACCAGACUAUAAAGCACUUGAUAAGCUGUUGGACUCAGCUAAAUCAAUACUGAUAGUUGGAGGAGGCUUCCUUGGGUCUGAACUAGCAGUAGGACUGGCUAGCAGAGGUAAAGAUAAAGGAGUUACUAUCAGCCAAGUCUUCCCUGAGGUUGGGAACCUUGGCCUUGUGCUACCUCAAGAUGUCAGCAAAUGGACAACAGAUAAAGUCAGAGAAGUUGGGGUCCAGGUUCAUCCUGGUACUGGUAUCAAAUCAGCUAGUGUCAGUGAAGAUGGCAAGAAGGUCACUGUUGUCACUGAUAAUGGAACUGAAUUAGUGGCUGAUCAUGUUGUGGUUGCUGUUGGCCUCCAACCAAACACUGAUCUAGCUACAUCAGCUCGUCUUGAGAUUGAUAAGGAGCACGGUGGAUUCAAAGUGAACAGUGAACUCCUAGCCUGCACUGAUGUCUGGGCAGCUGGAGAUGUUGCUAGUUUCUAUGAUCCUUAUUUGGGACGUAGGAGGGUGGAGCAUCAUGACCAUGCUAAUGUCAGUGGUCGUUUGGCUGGUUAUAAUAUGACAGGAGAGCAUCAGCCGUUCAUGCACCAGUCAAUGUUCUGGAGUGACAUUGGGCCUGAUGUUGGAUUUGAGGCAACUGGUCUCAUUGACUCCAAGCUACCAACUGUUGGAGUGUGGGGGAGGAAAUCAUCAGAGGCUGUUGACACUCCUGUGGAUGACUAUUCAAAAGGAGUCAUAUAUUACCUUGAUAAGGAAGGAGGAAGAAUAGUUGGUGUCCUCACCUGGAAUAUAUUUGGAAAAAUGGAUGUAGCUAGACAAAUCAUAUCAGAGGAGAAGACGGAAGUAGACAUCAGUGACAUAGUCCAACACUUUGAGAUUCAUUAGAUAUUCUUUGGGAUUGACUGUUAUACAUUUUUUUGCUACACUUUGUCUUUGACUAUUAUUUUUGUGUAAUAUUAGUUAGAAAUAAUUUAUUGAUAUCUUUCAAUCUCUUAGUUCACAUGAAACUUUAA
Amphimedon queenslandica is the source of this 1873-nucleotide messenger RNA. RefSeq names its product apoptosis-inducing factor 1, mitochondrial-like. Gene Ontology annotation, biological process: mitochondrial respiratory chain complex assembly; apoptotic process. Lineage: Eukaryota; Metazoa; Porifera; Demospongiae; Haplosclerida; Niphatidae. Gene Ontology annotation, molecular function: protein dimerization activity; FAD binding; NAD(P)H oxidase H2O2-forming activity. The coding region runs from base 36 to 1745 and encodes 569 amino acids. The record is from RefSeq and is a predicted model, not a curated record. Gene Ontology annotation, cellular component: mitochondrion; cytoplasm. The transcript is spliced from 15 exons.